Messenger RNA from Drosophila subobscura, 902 nucleotides. RefSeq lists its product as uncharacterized. The record is from RefSeq and is a predicted model, not a curated record. Bases 41 to 853 code for a protein of 270 amino acids. The transcript has a single exon. NCBI's taxonomy places the organism in Eukaryota, Metazoa, Arthropoda, Insecta, Diptera, Drosophilidae.
AUUUUAAAAUAAAUUCUAAGUCGGUCCGUGGCAGUUGACGAUGAUGUUUCUGCUCAAGAGUGGCCUGAGGAAGGCGCCAUCGGUGCUGCAGGUGCUGUGCAAGCCGAGCCAGAGCCUGCUGUACCCCGCGGUGGGCGCCACGCGGUCCAUGGACACGCUGUAUGGCGGCGACUCGUGCGAGGACUGUGUGGACAGCUACCCCGUACUGAAGGUGCGCAAGGACCUGAAGAGAAUGAAGGCGCCGGAUACCACGCGAAUGCCCGAUGCCUGCUGGCAGUCGCUGCGGCGCACCGAGUUCAAGUGCCGCACCGAUCCGGAGUUCAGUGUUGGCUCCUUCAUCACGGAGCGCAAGAAAUGCCUGGCGGACCCGUGUGCGCUGGAUUAUCCAGCCACGGAUCUAAAGUACUACCGGCCGGGGGACAAGCUGAAGCGCAAGUAUCAACGCACCUGGGUCGAGUGUGUGGUGAAGCGGCGCAAGCGCAAGGCCAAGUGUUAUUACAUGCCGCUGAAGUUCAAGCGGCGCAAGCGCAAGCAGCCCAAGUCCAGGACCGUCUGCAAAAUGGUGCCCUGCAAUGCGGGUGCGCCCAAACUGAAUCUGAUGGGCUGCACCAAGUCGAUGGGCGGGCCCUGUCCGAAGAUAACGAUGCCCUACUGCAAGGAGGUCUACAGCUCGACGAGGUGCAAGGUGGGCACACGGAAACCUGGCCAGUGCCGCAAGCGCUUGACCAAGUAUCCGAGCUUCUCGGAGUGCUUGAUAGAUCCGCUGCCGGAGGCUCCACCCACCGAGUGCAAGUGCCUGGAGCGACCGUCCAUGUGCUCCGUCUGGGAGUACUAUCGUCACAGGAAAUAUUAGAAAGGAUCCGCUCAUCCGCCAAAUAAAGAACACUUACAGAGCCACAAAA